GGGGGGGAAGGGGGCAGCUGCCAGUGGACAUGGCGGCGGGCCGCAGCAGGGCUGUGUUUGCCGUUUUUGGAGUGCUUAGUGUUUGUGCCGUCAGCGGCUCUGGGCCCGUGGCUGAGGGGGACACCGGCGGGGAGGCGGAAUGGACGGAGCCUUGGGAUGGUGCGGUUUUCCGGCCGCCCUCAGCGCUGGGCGCGGUGGGGGUGGCGCGCAGUCCGGGGACCCCGCGGCCAGGGAGGGAGGAGGCGGUGGACUUGCCGGUGCUGUUGUGGUGGAGCCCAGGGCUAUUUCCCCACUUCCCGGGCGACUCGGAGCGCAUCGAGUGCGCGCGCGGUGCGUGCGUGGCGUCCCGGGACCGACGGGUGCGGGGGCACUCACGGACGCGCGCGCUGCUCUUCUACGGCACUGACUUUCGCGCGUCUGAGGCGCCGCUGCCGCGCCUGGCACAUCAGAGCUGGGCGCUCCUGCACGAGGAAUCGCCCCUCAACAACUUCGUGCUGAGCCACGGUCCGGGCAUCCGCCUCUUCAAUCUCACUGCCACCUUCAGCCGUCAUUCUGACUACCCGCUGCCGCUGCAGUGGCUGCCCGGGACCGCCUACCUGCGCCGCGCCGCGCCUCCGCUACAGGAGCGCGCGGAGUGGCGCCGGCGCGGCUACGCGCCGCUGCUCUAUCUGCAGUCCCACUGCGACGUGCCUGCGGACCGGGACCGCUACGUGCGCGAGCUGAUGCGCUUCAUCCCGGUGGACUCCUAUGGGAAAUGCCUGCAAAAUCGGGAGCUGCCCACUCCGCGGUUACAGGACACAGCCACAGCUACCACCGAGGAUCCAGAGCUCUUGGCCUUCUUGUCUCGCUAUAAGUUCCACUUGGCCCUCGAAAAUGCCAUCUGUGAUGACUACAUGACAGAAAAACUGUGGCGCCCCAUGCAUCUCGGGGCUGUGCCUGUGUAUCGCGGCUCUCCCUCUGUGAGGGACUGGAUGCCCAACAAUCACUCCAUCAUCCUCAUUGAUGACUUUGAGUCACCUCAGAAGCUGGCAGAAUUUAUUGACUUUCUGGACAAGAAUGAUGAGGAAUACAUGAAAUACUUGGCAUAUAAGCAACCUGGGGGCAUCACCAACCAGUUCCUUCUGGAUAGUCUGAAGCAUCGGGAGUGGGGAGUGAAUGAUCCUUUGCUGCCUAACUACCUCAAUGGUUUCGAGUGUUUCGUCUGUGACCAUGAACUGGCUCGGCUGGAGGCCGAGAAAGCCCACGCAGCCUCUCCUGGGGACAUCCCUGGCCCUGAACCUCACAUUGCCCAGCCCUCACACAUGGACUGCCCGGUGCCCACACCUGGCUUUGGCAGUGUGGAAGAGAUUCCUGAGAAUGACAGCUGGAAGGAGAUGUGGCUGCAAGAUUAUUGGCAAGGUCUGGACCAGGGGGAAGCUCUCACUGCCAUGAUCCACAACAAUGAGACAAAGCAGAUGAAAUUUUGGGAUUACCUACAUGAGAUCUUCAUGAAAAGGAACCAAAAUCUCUAAUUACCCUUGCAAGAGCCUUUAACUUAGCAGAGCUAAGGAGAUGGAAGUCCUUAUUCUACUAUGGGACAUGAGGGGCAUCUGCUGCACAACCUUAAUGAACAUUGUCUUAUCAUGAGUUCAAGGAAUUCCAGUUACAGCCAUUGAUAUUUUAUCUUAACGAUGUGUAUCCAGUGUCUCAGCUUGUGGUAAUAGGGCCUGUCCUCAAGGAGAGAUGGAAGCCUCCAGUUCUUGGGAUUAGUGGGAAGCAAAAGCCUGAAACACCCACUUGUUUCAAAGUGCUGAUUGAACAGAAUUGUAAAAGAUCUGCAUCUUUCUCUAGCCAUUUCAUCCUCUCAACUGUGAUUGGAACAACACCUUGGUACUUGUCUAAGAAUGAGGUAAGAUGGGUCAGGUUUAUGGUCUUAAAACUUCGAUGCUAUUCCUUAAAUUCUUCAUUAUUCAGUACCUUUCCUAAUCUCUUUUCCUCGUCUCCUGCUUUAUAAACUGUUAUGUUGGUGGUGAAGCACAACUCCUGGUGGGUUGUAUUCUGGUUCUUGGAGUUGUAUUUUUUAUAUCAUUUACUUGCCUUUGAUGUCAGACUUUUUAUUUUAAAUGGAUUUUUCUUUCCUGGUUGUCCACUGUAUCUGAUGAAGAUGCAGUAGCCUUGCCACCAUCCCCACAUUCAUUCUCCCCUGCAUUAAACUGGCUGUAGAUUUGACAGCUUUUUUUAUUGCUGGUUUGCUUUUU
This is a messenger RNA of Odobenus rosmarus divergens (Pacific walrus), 2237 nucleotides long. RefSeq names its product fucosyltransferase 11 (alpha (1,3) fucosyltransferase) (gene POFUT4). Gene Ontology annotation, molecular function: alpha-(1->3)-fucosyltransferase activity. The record is from RefSeq and is a predicted model, not a curated record. The transcript is spliced from 3 exons. Gene Ontology annotation, cellular component: Golgi membrane. Bases 30 to 1511 code for a protein of 493 amino acids. NCBI's taxonomy places the organism in Eukaryota, Metazoa, Chordata, Mammalia, Carnivora, Odobenidae.